Molecule: messenger RNA, 1304 nt
Organism: Drosophila grimshawi
Lineage: Eukaryota; Metazoa; Arthropoda; Insecta; Diptera; Drosophilidae
Gene: Neos
Exons: 2
Coding region: 77-1204 (375 amino acids)
Molecular function (GO): RNA binding
Source: RefSeq, a predicted model, not a curated record
AGAAUCACCUCAAAUAAAUUGCUGCAGCAUUAUUGUUUAUUUUGAAGGAAAUAAAUUUGCACAUUGUUGAGAGGAAAUGGCCGCUCUUCCCGAUCCUAGCGCACUUGGCUACAAUAUUGCCCGGGAUCCCAACUUGGUAAAGAAUCGCAUUUUCGUUGGCAAUCUGCCGACUUGUACGUGCGAAGAGCUCGAGAGUAUUUGUCAUCCGUAUGGAAAAGUUUUGGGCUCGUUGGUGAAAAAGAAUUUUGGUUUUGUGCAAUUCGAAAAUGAAGAAGUGGCCAACAAAUGUGCGUCCGCACUAAAUAAAUCCACAUUCAAAUCGAAUGCGCUCACAGCGCGCAAUGCGAGCAUCAAGGCAAAGGCAGUCAAUGCCAAGAAACUCAAUUCGAAUGCAAUGCAUAAUCCAGGAGUCGUUCCAAUGUCUAUCCAAGGAGGCAUUGUUAUGUCUGCCGCCGAUGCAGCGACUGUUGUGCCCAUCAACGAUUGUGAGAUCAUCGUCCUGAAUCGUUUGAAUACCAAAUAUGCGGAGUAUAUUGAGGAUCGACUGCGGAAGGUUGGCAUGCGGGUGGAUGUACUGUAUCCGAAUGAGGAUGUCAUGCUGGGACAUGUGCUGAGCAACAUUUCGGCUCGCGGCUGCCUCUACGCAGUGCUGGUUACGCCACAGCAUGCGGCCCUAAAUAGCAUCACAAUCCACAUUUUGAAUGGCGUGCAAGCCGAGCAUCGCAAUAUGCCGCGGGAGGAGGCAAUCACAUUGAUUGCCACCGACUUUCGGCUGAAGAAGCAACGUGACGCGGUCACCGCAUCCCAGCUGCACGCCAAACAGGGCAACAGACAUCCCGAGUCCAUGCAGCAAUUAAUCGAAAUGCUGGCGAGCAAUCGUCAACUGACUGGAUUGCAGUACGAGUGCAUUAUCAAGUAUCUGGAGAAGCAGCGGGAGCAGCAGCUCAAGCUGGAGCUGGGCGAAUUCAAUGAGUUGGCAAUGCUUCAGACGCCCGAUCCAGAAAUCGAGCUUCAAAAGAAGAUCCUCGAUAUUAUGAAUAAGCCAGCGGUGACCGAGUUCAGCUGCGAGCUGAUGUAUCCCACGUUCGAGGCAGCCAAGGCAGAUAAGCGACUCAUGGAGAUGCUGCACGAUGCGCGGGUCUUGAAAGCCCUGGCGAGCCUCUACAACUCGGAUUUAGUGGAUACCGUCUGGCAAUACUUGUAGAAAAUAUAACUUUAGCUUUAACUUUAUUAAUCAGAAAUAAAAUAUAACUAGGGCCAGGAUUGCUUGACCUCAUGUCCCCCAUAUUUGCGACGAUACUUGA